Molecule: messenger RNA, 915 nt
Organism: Fonsecaea erecta
Lineage: Eukaryota; Fungi; Ascomycota; Eurotiomycetes; Chaetothyriales; Herpotrichiellaceae
Exons: 5
Coding region: 1-915 (304 amino acids)
Biological process (GO): carbohydrate transport; transmembrane transport
Cellular component (GO): membrane
Molecular function (GO): carbohydrate:proton symporter activity
Source: RefSeq, a predicted model, not a curated record
AUGAGAGGUCGCAAUGGUGACAGCUUGAAAGCAUUGGCAAAACUACGAAGACUUCCAGAGGACGACCACCGCAUUCAGACCGAGUGGAAAGGUAUUCUGGUUGAUGUUCGCUUCCAGGAGGAAAUGCUGAAGCGUGAACACCCCGACACCGGCCCAUUAAUGCUCGAGGUCAAACAAUGGAUCCAGCUCUUCAAGCCCAAGUACAUUAAGCGAACAUUGGUGGCAAUCGGCAUACCAUUCUUUCAACAGUUCUCGGGUAUCAAUGCGUUUGUAUAUUAUGCACCGACCUUUUUCGCUGCACUGGGACAAAGUUACGAGAUGACCUUGAUUCUCUCUGGGAUGGUGAAUAUCUGCCAGCUUGUCGCAGGGAUCCCGACUUUCCUCUUUCUCGACCAAAUAGGAAGACGAAAGCUUGCUAUAUUUGGCGGCUUGGCCAUGGCAGCACCGCACCUGAUUAUGGCUGGUGUUGUGGGCAAAUUCAACGGCCGUUGGUCAACACACCAAGGCGUCGGGUGGUUUGGUGUUGCCCUGAUAUAUUUGUAUGUCCUAACCUAUGCGGCAUCGUAUGGGCCACUUGCGUGGACCUUGCCAGUAGAGUGUUUCUCAACCGCGACAAGAAGCAAGGGCGUCGGAAUCGCCACUGCUACGAUCUGGAUAGCAAAUUUCAUCAUUGGAGUGGCUGUCCCACAAAUGGUCAUAUCCAUCGGCUGGGGCACCUACCUCUUUUUUGGCUGCUUCUGCAUUGCAGCCAGUAUCUUUUCAUUCUUCUUGGUCCCUGAAACCAGCAAGAAAUCACUAGAGCAGAUCGCCGAAGUGUUCGGAGACAAAUCCAUCUACGAGGAGGCCGAGUUGAUGGGCCGCGUGGCGGGAGAGCUCUUUGGGAUGGCGGCAUCGGUCGAGGAGCUGAAAGUGUGA